AUGGACGUCUACGACUAUGUGUUAUUCUCUAUCGGAGGAUUUGUAAACUUCUUCAUCAACAUCAAGCAGAAGUAUAACAACGUGCUGUACGUCUUAAAGAUCCAGAACGUGCACAGGAUCCUCAAGUUGAACGAGCGUUGUUUCAAGCGCUCCAUUAUUGCUAACUGGAUCUGUGUACUCGCCAUCAACUGUUUCCAUAUCUCCUGGACGUUAAUUUACUUUUUUACCUUCAAUGAUUACACUCUGCUGACUUUCUUAUCUCUAACAUGGGUGAUAAAAAAUCUCCUGAUAAUCACAUUUUUGUGCGUGGAGUGUGAAAAGUACUACUCGGCAAUCAAAGAAGUUGAGAGAACUUGCUCACAGAUGACCACAUCAGCAAAGGCCUCAGAAAACCAAAAAUCAUUCUGCAAGAACAUCCUGCGAGUUCAACACGCGACGUUCAACAAACUGCGAGUGUGCGGUCUGUUCGCAGUGGACGCGUCGCUGCCGCUGCGUGUGAUCGCAUUCAUCACUACCUACACCAUCGUCUUGUUACAGUUCGUGUUUCUAUAA
This is a messenger RNA of Spodoptera littoralis (African cotton leafworm), 552 nucleotides long. Lineage: Eukaryota; Metazoa; Arthropoda; Insecta; Lepidoptera; Noctuidae. The record is from the annotation of a GenBank genome assembly.